UCUCUGAAAGUUGGCCCUCAAUCCCUCCCACACAACUGCGGGCCCUUUACGUUACUGCUGCUGGUCGGAGAUGCUUUUUUUUUUUUUUUUUUCCAGUCAAGGUCAGUCAAGUUGUGGAAGCCUCGACUUGGCAGGACACACUUUGUGCUUAACGCUGCGACCCAGUUUGACUUUAACAGUUCCAUCUCGAAAGGCAGGAUGGAGGAGUCUUCGGAGCCGUCUCACUGGGUGUCUUCAUCACUGCUGGCCUCAGAUCCUCUGGCGGCCUUCUCCUCCGAGUCCGGUCUGCUGCCUUCGGGAGAAGACGCGGACGUCUUCUUCUCCAGCCAGGACACGGACUACACCAACCUGUCAUCCUUCUUCUCCGGCCCGAGUCACAGUCGAACACCAGCCACCUACAGAAACAGCUCGAUUUGCCAGGUGUUCGCCUCACCGAAUCUCCUCAGCAACCUCCAGUUGUUGGACGGCCCCCCCGGUCACUCUCUGGGCUCGCCCUACAGUCCUCUGGACAGCACCUGGAGCGGCAGCCCUCUGACCAAAACCACCCUCCCCACCUCUCUGUACUCGGGGGUCUCCUCCUCUCUCCCCCCGACCAGGGAUGUACACUCGUCUCCCCUUCGGGAGAGUCCUCAGCCUCAGGAGGCCCUCAAGGCCGAGCGCAUGAGCCCUCUCGGGGGCUCGCCGACGUCCUGCAGCGGUUUUUUCAAUCUGACCCCUGCGGUCGGGAGCACGUACGCGCCGACGUCCCACUCGCAAACGCACGUGCUGAGCCCUUACAGCCCGUACGUGGCGGGCCCGCAGGAGUACGCCGCAGCCAACUACUACGGCGGCCCCGCUUCCUGGAUCAGCCCGGCGUACUCCCCGAAACUCCGCAACAAAAUGAGAAUAGCCACACCAGAGGCCAGAGAGUGUGUCAACUGCGGAGCCACCGCGACCCCCCUGUGGCGCCGCGACGGUACAGGCCACUACCUGUGUAACGCUUGCGGCCUCUACCAUAAGAUGAAUGGCCAGAACAGACCUCUGAUCCGACCCAAGAAGAGACUGAUUGUCAGCAAGCGGGAGGGCACGCAGUGUGCCAACUGUCACACGAGCACAACCACGCUGUGGAGGCGCAAUGCAAAUGGGGAGCCCGUGUGCAAUGCUUGCGGACUCUACUUUAAACUCCACAACGUCAACCGACCCCUCACCAUGAAAAAAGACGGCAUUCAGACUCGCAACAGGAAAGUGUCCAACAAGAACAAGAAGAGCAAGAAGGCGGCCAUGUUCGCCGAGGCCGCUCAGCCGCAUUCGGCCGAGGACAACGCCGGGCCUUUUGCCCUCGGCCACGCCGCUCUCCUGACUUACGGCCACGCGCCGCACCUCAUUCCGGGCCAGUCGACUCUGCACGCCUCUGCUCCCUUGGCGUACCCGCACCACCGCAACCCGGGCAUGGUGCCCACUUUAGUCUGAAGGAGGGCGACAUUUUCACUUCACUCAACUUUUGACUGUGUGUGUGUGUGUGUGUGUGUGUG
Molecule: messenger RNA, 1511 nt
Organism: Hippocampus comes (tiger tail seahorse)
Lineage: Eukaryota; Metazoa; Chordata; Actinopteri; Syngnathiformes; Syngnathidae
Gene: gata1a
Product: GATA binding protein 1a
Exons: 6
Coding region: 199-1449 (416 amino acids)
Biological process (GO): positive regulation of transcription by RNA polymerase II; negative regulation of transcription by RNA polymerase II; cell fate commitment
Cellular component (GO): nucleus
Molecular function (GO): RNA polymerase II cis-regulatory region sequence-specific DNA binding; DNA-binding transcription factor activity, RNA polymerase II-specific; zinc ion binding
Source: RefSeq, a predicted model, not a curated record